AUGGGGAACAAAAGCACGGUGGAUCUUACCAUCCCCGACGCCGUUUCGGCCCUCAAGGCGAGAAUGGAAAGUGACGAGGAGGCCAGACUCGAGAAGCAGAAGCGUCCCAUGGCGGAGUCUCGAGAGCUUAAGGAGAUGCCCAAGUUGAAAAUUCCCAACCAGGAACCGACGCCCGUUGCCUCUUCGACAACAGCGCCUUUCGAUGUCGGUUCGUCGUCCUCCCCGAACACGCAAGGAAACGAAAGCAUCGCGCCCGUCGACAACGAGAGUUACAGGGGCAAGUACCUCCCGGAACAGGAGAAGUGGGUGCAGGAUUGCUUGGCCAAACGGCGGCAACGGGAAGAGCUUCAGAAACUAAAGGAGAAAAAUAUCGAGCGCAAGCGUAAGCGUAUGCUCGAAGAGAGCAGAAACACGAAGACCGGCCCGAAGCUAUUCGCAGCAAGCAUCCCGUCGAUAAACGGCUCUUCGAACUCACCGCUCAAUAUGCCUAAUCUGGGACGGGAUAUUUCGGCGAGCGCCGAAUCCCGGAUAGAUAGGGCGCGCCGAAUACGGCUUGCGAGAAUAAGAGAGGACCGGAGGGACGCGCUCGAAGAACAGGCCGAGAUCGAGAAGGCCGUCGAGACCGAGGUCCUCGCCCUCUUCCCCUGGCUGGGCCACGCCGCUAGGUUCGCCCUGAGCCCCACGGAAGGGAUGAAGCUCAAGGCGCUGGACUGGUACAACAAGCAGCGUGAGAAGAGAAAGAUGGGCUGGGAGCUCAUCGAUGAUGAUGAGGAGGAGCGUACGGCGCGGAUGAAGAAGAUUGAGAAGAUGCUUACCGCUGCUGGUGUCUGGCCGCCUCAGGACCCCAAGAAGGACGUCGAGAAGAAGGCCGAGGAGGCUGGUGCUUCGGCACAGCCUGAGGAAGUGGAACUGCAAGAUUUGCAGGCCGUCGUCCCUCCUGUCGACAAUCGAGAGCCUGAGCGAAAGACGGAUGCUCAGUCAAAGGCCGAGUCGAAGGCCGAGCCGGAUCGAUUCCAAGAACUGGACGCAAAGGAAGCAACCAUAACCUACUUUCCGUUACUUCCUGAAGAUCGACUCACGGCCGACGAUGACGCUUUACCCGGGCCUCAGACUCCGCGGACCUCUGCCGCUUUUGAGCAAUGGGAGAAGGACAAUGUCACAACUGUCCGCCCUCUCCACCCCGUCGGCAGCACAUUGCAACGUCCUCCGACCGGGUCGCCCAGGAAUCUGGAAGCGUUUAUCUUGCCGUCGGAGGAGGAUCAGCAGCAACAGCAGCAGCGGGCAGAGGCUCGCAAUAUUGAGAGGGUGAAGAACUUCGACAAGAUCGAGGCCGACGCCCGCAUGCCGACCUCCAUAACCUUCUUCCCCGACCAGGUCUUCUCAACGGACCGAAAGGCCAAGAUCGAGACCGAUCACUCGUCUGCCGGCGUCAUCGCUGGUUGUGAGUGUUACGAGUGUUCACUACAAUCCAGGCAGAGAUUUGCGCCGAAGCCUAUGAGCAAAGACACAAAGGGCGCAUAUGGAUCUUUUGCAGAGUUCCGUGUUGAUGACAAUAUGUACACCUUCAAUACUCGACCCUACGAUACUCAACCUUUAAAGCCCGAAUCCUACAACACUCCCGCGACUUCCUACGACAUUGAGCCCCUCGGCACUCAACCGUUCGACAGUCCUCAAUCAAUCAACGCCGAAACCCCCGGAUCGCCAGUCGGAACCCUCAUGGAUAUACCGUCGCUCGCUCGUGAAUACCUCAUGAGUCCUUACAACACGGUUCAACCCUACUCUCUUCUACCCUAUUCCGCCCACGAUUUACAGCCUCACUUUGCCGGCUCUUCGAACAAUUCGAACAAGCGCACUACUCAAACCUACGUUUACAGUGCCAACCGUAACGACGAUCGCAAGACAUACCCACCGAGCCCGGUUCCCGGCUUGUCCGACACCCGGCCGACGCCCCUCCAGGAGCCGAAGAAGCCGCAGCCCGAGGCCAAGUUCGACUUGGACAAGGCGUACCGGGAUCUGAUCACCAAGGUGCGCGACUGGCACCUCUCCACCGCGGCGAGCGUCAAGGCCGUACAGGCGGACCUGGACAGGGCCUCGGCUACGGUGAACAGGUUGGAGAAGAAGGUAGAGGAGCAGACGCAGGCUUUUGAUCUGGAUGUCGUCGACACCGCUUGCAACUCCCCUUCUUCUGUUCCUGACCUUUCCCGCAUGCCGGGCGAUUCUACGGAUUUGCCGCCCCGGCCCGCCCCUUUCUCUCCUCCUUCUCAUGUUCUCACCCCUUCCUGUAUAUGGGACAUGGACGACUGUUUGGGUUCGCCUGCCUCAGCCAUCCAUUGCUCUCCCCUUUCUUUUUCUCCUACCCCUUCGCCCUUUUGUCUGAAUCCGUCGCCCCGGCCUGUCUCUCGCUCUCCCCCUCCUCGUUUCCCUACCCCUUACCCCCAGUGGUGGCACGAUUCGCCGUCCUGGCCCGUUCCUCACGUGUAUCUCCCGCCCGCCGAGCCUGCCACGGGUGUUUCGAUCACUACGCCCGUCCCCGUCACUGCGAACGUGAAGGGCGACGAGGUGGAGUCUGCAAAGCCCGAUGUGGAGAGCAACGUUGCGAACUUCGUCAAGGAUGUCAAGGACGAGAAGGAGAAGACCGAGGAAGCCGAUAUUGAGAAGAAGAUUGAGGAAACCGACGUGGAGAAGGUCGAGGAAGCUGACUCCGAGAUCCAGGAAGGGCACUUCGCUCAUCGCGAGAACGAGGAGUCGGACUUCGAUGCCGACUUCGCCGAUGACGAGGUGCCGAACUUGGAUUUGUUUGACUACGAGACGGUUGAGCAAUACCAGCUUGACGACGACGAGUAUGACGAUUGCUCGUGA
Colletotrichum karsti is the source of this 2859-nucleotide messenger RNA. RefSeq lists its product as uncharacterized. The transcript is spliced from 2 exons. The coding region runs from base 1 to 2859 and encodes 952 amino acids. NCBI's taxonomy places the organism in Eukaryota, Fungi, Ascomycota, Sordariomycetes, Glomerellales, Glomerellaceae. The record is from RefSeq and is a predicted model, not a curated record.